This is a messenger RNA of Toxorhynchites rutilus septentrionalis, 2509 nucleotides long. It is a transcript of the gene CysRS, whose product is annotated as cysteine--tRNA ligase, cytoplasmic. Gene Ontology annotation, molecular function: ATP binding; cysteine-tRNA ligase activity. Lineage: Eukaryota; Metazoa; Arthropoda; Insecta; Diptera; Culicidae. Gene Ontology annotation, biological process: cysteinyl-tRNA aminoacylation. The transcript is spliced from 3 exons. The record is from RefSeq and is a predicted model, not a curated record. Bases 193 to 2403 code for a protein of 736 amino acids. Gene Ontology annotation, cellular component: cytoplasm.
UGCCACAAAUCUUUUCCAUUCUGACUAAUCGCAUGCCGCUUUGACUCGUGGCUCGUGAUGGAAUAAACACCUCAAUUUCCAACAUUAUUUCAUGAACAAAAACAAGUUACUCCUAAACUUAGUUUAGCGCAUGAAUUGAAUCAGAUUUGUACUAAUUUAAGUGAAAUUGCAUUUACUAUCGUGUCAUCAGCUAUGUCAAUGAAACGCGCCCAACCGACGUGGCAAACUCCGGUUCCUUCGGGAGAAGAACCAAAACUCCGACUGUACAACAGUCUCACCCGGCAGAAGGAAAUCUUCGUUCCACGAGAUGGACGGAACGUAAAAUGGUACAGUUGCGGCCCAACGGUAUACGAUGCCUCCCAUAUGGGCCAUGCCCGGUCAUACAUUAGUUUCGAUAUCCUGCGACGAGUGCUGUCCGAUUAUUUUGGAUACAAUAUUUUGUACGUGAUGAACAUUACCGAUAUCGACGAUAAAAUCAUCAAACGAGCGAGACAGAACUAUUUAUACGAACGCUACGUGGAACGUACAACUUCUCUGGAACAGAUGCUGGACGAUAGCAAAGAAGUUAUGAGUGCCUUCCGGGGAAACCUCACGCGAACGGACGAUCCAGACAAGAAGACUAUGAUGGAGCGGAUGCUCGAGAAGCUGACCUACGCUGUGGAUAAAUUGACGAUUGCGGUCAAAAGUGGCCAACCGGAAAAGGUGCAGAAAGCCCAGCAGCAGUUUCUUGUGGAUUCCAAGGAUCCACUGGCGGAUUUGUUGGACAAGAAAGAAGGUGCGACGGUGAAUGAAAAUUCCAUCUUCGAAACACUGCCCCGCUAUUGGGAGGAUGAAUUCCACAACGAUAUGAAUGCGCUGAAUGUGCUACCGCCGGAUGUUCUGACCAGGGUGAGCGAGUAUGUGCCCCAGAUUGUGGAGUAUAUUCAAAAGAUUAUUGACAAUAGUUUGGCGUAUGAGGCAAAUGGAUCGGUAUAUUUCGAUGUAGCCGGAUUUGAUAAACGUGAGAAGCACUAUUACGCAAAGCUUGUUCCCGAAGCAUAUGGUGACGCAAAAUCACUGCAGGAAGGUGAGGGGGAUUUGAGUACGGGAGAAGAUCGUCUCUCGGAGAAACGAUCCCCGAAUGAUUUCGCCUUGUGGAAGAGUAGCAAAGCGGGUGAACCGUGGUGGGAUAGUCCCUGGGGUAAGGGUCGCCCCGGGUGGCACAUAGAAUGUUCCGCGAUGGCUUCCGAUAUCUGUGGAGAUUAUUUGGACAUCCACACGGGUGGGGUGGAUCUGAAGUUCCCCCAUCAUGAUAACGAGUUGGCUCAGAGCGAAGCGCACGACGAUAGUUCCGAAUGGGUAAAGUACUUUUUACACACGGGUCAUCUGACGAUUGCCGGAUGCAAGAUGUCCAAGUCGUUGAAGAACUUUGUGACAAUCCAACAAGCGCUACAGAAACACACCUCGACUCAGCUGAGGCUAGCCUUCCUCCUGCACUCAUGGAAAGACACAUUGGAUUACUCGGAAAAUACCAUGGAAAUGGCUGUGCAGUAUGAACGAUUUUUGAAUGAAUUCUUCCUGAACGUCAAGGAUUUGACGCGCCAUGUGGUCAGCGGAAAACCACGGGAUCAGUUCAACAGCUGGAGCAUCGUUGAGAACGAUUUACAAAGGAAAAUGAAUGCUACAAAAGAAUCUGUUAAUGAAGCACUUUGCGAUAACGUUGAUACCCGAACGGCACUGGAUGCCAUUAGAGAUUUGGUUUCCCACAGCAAUGUAUACAUCAGGGAUCACAAAAAUGAAUUAAACGCGUUGCUACUCAGAAGAAUCGCUAGCUACAUAACGGAACUUCUCCAUAUUUUCGGCGCCAUCAAUGGUCCACGAGGAGGGAUUGGCUUCCCCAUCGGAGGGAGUGCGGCAAAUGCAGAUCUCGAGGAAACCGUUAUGCCGUAUUUAUCCGCGCUGUCUGAAUUCCGCACCGAGAUUCGGGAACAAGCUCGCACGAUUAAAAGCUUGGAAAUUCUCACCCUCUGCGAUCAACUUCGGGAUGAUAUUCUCCCGAACUUGGGCGUCCGGCUGGAGGACCGUGAAGGUAACCCAUCCGCAUUGAAGCUGGUCGACCGCGAAGUGCUGCUGAAGGAACGCGAGGCCAAGCGUGCGGAAGAGGGUCGCAAGGCGGCGGAGAAGGAACGCAAGAAGGCGGAAGCAGCUGCCGCUCAAGCAGCCAAGGAUGCCCAGCGGAAAAUCAACCCCGUUGACAUGUUCCGCAGUGAAGCGGAUAAAUAUUCAGCCUUCGAUGAGCGUGGUUUGCCGACGCACGAUGCUGAGGGGAAAGAAAUCAGCAAGGGACAGCAGAAGAAGCUGCAGAAACUCCAGCAGCAACAGGAAAAACGCUACCUGGAUUAUGUGGAAUCGUUGAAAGCCUGAGAUAUUUAAAGUUAUUACAGUGCAUUGAUUAAAGCUUUUAUGUGAAAGUCAUAAUAAAUUUGACUUAUUAUUGAGGCAAUUCAAAUUAUUAUUUAAACCACAGGUC